ACGGCCAACAUAAACCGGCUUUGCUUGAGGUGGCUGAGUUUGCUGCUCUACGGCGGCAGAUGGUUGCGAGCAGCGGGAAGCACCGCUGGGGAGGCGCCGUGAAGCAAAUCACCAAAUCGAACUUCUCCGCAGCCCUCCAACAGAUCAAAGUCCACAUCCAGGAUGCCGACUUCAUCGCCGUCUCCUCCCAGAAGACCGGAGACCUCGCCGCCUCCUCCUCCCACCGCUAUCCCUGGCGCCGCAUCCUUCCCAUCGACAUCGCCGAGACCGCUUACCUCAAGGCCAAGCUCGCCGCCGAGACCUUUGAGCUGCUCCAGUUUGCCGUCUGCCCCUUCCGCUUCCAAGGCUCCAAAGUCGUCGCCUUCCCGUACAACUUUCAUUUGUUCCCUCGAGAUGAGCUAAAUUUGGGCAUGCCUUCUUACAGUUUUUCAUGUCAGACUUCAUUUCUGGCAUCUAUGGCUCGAGAAGGUUUUGAUUUCAAUGUCAGCAUUUAUGAUGGUAUAUCAUAUUUAUCCAGAGCUCAAGAAUCCAUUGCAAAAGAGAGAACUACUCCUCGUGUCUAUUCAUCAUCUUCCUCUCCAAGUCCAUCAGUUGCUGAUUCAAUUUUUAUUGGAAGAAUCAAGUCUAGAGUAGAGAACUGGAGGAAUGCUUGUAAAGAUCCAUGCAACAUGGCAGAUGGGUCUCUAGCUAAAUCCCUGCGGAAACUCAUCCUAGGUGGUGAAGUUUAUGGUUCAAGGCCCUCCUUGAGCAUUGAUGUCUGCAGUGAUCGUCAAGUUCAGCUGGCUUUGGAGAUGGUAACUCAUAUUUCUGAUGACCUUGUACCUCUAGUUGUUCCGGACAAAUCUGGGGGUGCCAAGUCAGUACGGGUGGUGCUGACUAGUUCAGAGGAAGAUAAGAAUCUUCUCAUGAGUGAGAUUCAAAAUCUUGAGGAAGAACAGAACCUGAAAGUCCGUGGGUUCCGAGAAGUGAUUGAUCUGAUCUCCAGUUCCAAAAAACCAAUUAUUGCCUACAAUUGUCUACAUGAUUUUACAUUCAUUCAUUCAAAGUUUAUUUCCCCUUUGCAACCAAGCCUGAAUGAAUUUAUGUGCUCUUUGAGGUUGGUCUUCUCUAAUAUAGUUGAUGUCAGCCAUCUGUUGAAGGAAAUUGGCCCUUUGAGAAAAGCAAGGAACCUACCUGCUGCUCUCAGUUACUUAAAGAGGCAGUUUUUUGUGCCCAUAGAUGUGGAAAUUCCUCAACUUGCUGAUGGAAAUAGCAACAACAACCAUGGACAUAAUGUCUUGAAACUAACACGAGUGUUUGCAAAACUCGGCAUCUUACUGAAAAUAGUUCCUGAUUGUCAAACUUCACUUGGACAGCACACGGUGCCAAUUGAAGAAUAUGCAAACAUCUUUUAUCCCAUUUCUAAUAGCCUUCAAGAAAGUGAGGCUGAUGAUGUUGAUUUCCAUAUGGAUAAUGUGAGGAAAAUCAGUACUGAUGACUUAGUUUUCAUUUGGGGAUUUCGUGAGGGAACUUCUGCUGCAGAACUAAAAAACCACCUUCGACAAACCCAUUCUGUGUUCUCAGAAGACAUUGAAUUGCAGUUGGUGGAUAAGACGUGUGCAGUUGUGGUUUUUCAGAAGUCAGGUUCUGCAGAGGCUUUACUAAAAGAAAUAGGAUCCGGAAUGACUAAUUCUACUGCUCCGUCCAAAAUAAUCUCAGAAGGGCUGAAAGCAGCAGGCUAUGAGGCUUAUAAGAAGGUUUGCAGGUUGGGUAUGUGGGAGGCUGAAUUAGCUGAUUCUUUGGAUUGUGCAUUGUCUGAACCUUCUGGUGAUCUCACCAUUUCUUCUGGGGAGGAUGCCUCCGAGAUUUACUGGAGCAGUGAAUCGAUGAUUGAUCUGAAUGAUCUUUAGAAAAAAUUUAUUUAUUUAGUUUUCUCAAUUCUAACUGUGGGGGAUCCAGGUGAAGGGAGCAAGUCAUUAGGAUGUAAAAGGGUAGUAAGAGGCAGUAACAGCAGUGCGCUGCAAGUGACCACAAGGUCAAAGAACUAAAUACAAGAUCUUUCAUUUUGGAUAAUUUCUAAUACCAAAUCCAGAGAUCUAUAUCAUCUGUUAAUAGGAAGCUUGUGCUGCCCGAUGAACAUUUACAAUUCCAGUUCACAGGUUAUUUAUGUUUCGGCAAACUGUUGUACUGGUUGUAAUUUUGUGUUGAAUUUUCUAUUUAAUGAAUGUCAAAUACAAGAAUUGAUGUUUGUUUUUGAGAAA
Phoenix dactylifera (date palm) is the source of this 2240-nucleotide messenger RNA. Its product is annotated as Polynucleotidyl transferase, ribonuclease H-like superfamily protein. Gene Ontology annotation, molecular function: RNA binding; 3'-5'-RNA exonuclease activity. The record is from RefSeq and is a predicted model, not a curated record. Lineage: Eukaryota; Viridiplantae; Streptophyta; Magnoliopsida; Arecales; Arecaceae.